AUGAAAGCAAUAUCUUUCUCCAACCUCGUCUUUAUUGGUUCAUGUUGCCACCACCAUUGUCCUCAUACAAAUAAUCUUCGUCAUCGAGCCGAGUCUUUUGUUGUCGGUGUAGGAAAAGGAACCAAUGGUCGAAGGAAUCUUGUGGACGAAAAUAUGAUUGUAUUAAGAAUGCGAAUAAGGGAAGUGGAGAUGGAAGAGACAAGUGGUUUGUCGCCUGAAAAGUUUCGAAAUUGGAUGGUGUGGGAGAAGAAGUAUUAUGAGCAUUAUAAUCAACAUGUAUGUGAAGCUAUGAUGGUGUUACAAAUGUGUUUAAUGAACACUAGGCCAUGUUUUGCCCUUGGGGCAUUGGCACUUUUGAUGUUGAGUGUGAUUUUAUCAACCGGUGUUGUCAUUAACAAUUUUUUUAGUUUUGUGAGGUGGUUUAUGUAA
Lactuca virosa is the source of this 429-nucleotide messenger RNA. Lineage: Eukaryota; Viridiplantae; Streptophyta; Magnoliopsida; Asterales; Asteraceae. The record is from the annotation of a GenBank genome assembly.